AUGCCAAGUCAAGACCCCAUGACGAUGGAAGCACCCAUAACCGAAGUUGAGUAUUUGGCUAGUGAAGUCAUUCUCAACUCCAACCCAGUGUCAUAUCACAAGUUUUCUCGUCAGUUAAGUAUACCCAUAUCGCAGGCUAAAAAGACAUUGUAUGAGUACUACACCAAGAAUAAAGAACAAGUCUCAGCUUCGUUUGUUAUCAUUGGAGUGAAUAAAGAUGGUAUCAAAGCUAUAAGUUAUUCUGAAAAUGAAGAGAAACUUAAACACGAAGUGGAAAAGUUCAAAAGUAUAACAACCAUUCACGUAUUUUGCGUGAUGAAGAAGGAUUUGAAUGUUACAAAGAAUGAGAUUGCUUUAGAAGAAUUGAAAAUCAAAAGCCAAUUGAGCAAAGUGCAAGAGUACGAAAAGAAUGGAAUUAUCAUUGGACCCAGAAUUAAUACGGAAUCAAUUAAGAAUGAGCCCGAAUCAACAUCAACACAACCGACCACUUCAUCCUCAAUACGAAAAUCAGAAGACAAGAAAAAACCACAAGAGACCAAGAGUUCUGGAUUAUCCUCAUCCUAUGUCUCUAGAAAACAACAGAGUCAGCAAACUAAACCCCUGUACACAUCACGUAAACAAGAAUCGACCACUGCCAAGAAUAGAGCGCUGACUGAGCCUGCGACACCUUCGUACCAAUACAGAUCUCGUAAACUAGAGCAAAAACAACCAAAAGAAAGAAUAAUCAUGGGGAAUUUGCAUAAAGAUCAAGAUGAUGAUAAUGCUGAUGAUGAUCUAGAAUCCAAACGAGAACAAGCUCCUCCCCCAACGACGGACUUGGAAAAGAUAUUCGAUGAAGAUGAUACGUUUCAAUUCAGUGAUGAAGACGAUGCCGUGGCUAAUGACAAGGACAUUGUUGAAUCAAAACUAACGGAUUCUCGUGAAGCGGCAAUUGAGCUGCAAGAAGAGGAACAAUCGAAGCAAGAGGAUGAAGUUGAAGCCGAGCCAGCAAAUGACCAACACGAGGAGCACUUAUUUGUUGAAGAAGAGAAGGACGAAGACGUUGAAGGCGAUGAUAUGGUGACAGUUAAGGAAGUGGAUGAAGAUGGGUACACAGUCACCAAACGCAAACCUAAAUCAGUGAUUAAACCAGUGAGUAAACCAACAGUUGCCAAGCGCGCAACUCCAACAACUUCAAAGGUAAAGAAGCCCAAUACUGACGGCAAAAAGAAAACGCAGACUUCAUUGAUGAGCUUUUUUGGGAAGAAAUGA
Molecule: messenger RNA, 1251 nt
Organism: Lodderomyces orthopsilosis Co 90-125
Lineage: Eukaryota; Fungi; Ascomycota; Pichiomycetes; Serinales; Debaryomycetaceae
Gene: POL32
Product: DNA polymerase delta subunit
Exons: 1
Coding region: 1-1251 (416 amino acids)
Biological process (GO): nucleotide-excision repair, DNA gap filling; DNA strand elongation involved in DNA replication; DNA replication
Cellular component (GO): nucleus; delta DNA polymerase complex
Molecular function (GO): DNA-directed DNA polymerase activity
Source: RefSeq, a predicted model, not a curated record